This is a messenger RNA of Rhododendron vialii, 2376 nucleotides long. RefSeq lists its product as uncharacterized. Gene Ontology annotation, molecular function: zinc ion binding. The transcript has 3 exons. The record is from RefSeq and is a predicted model, not a curated record. Bases 1 to 2376 code for a protein of 791 amino acids. Lineage: Eukaryota; Viridiplantae; Streptophyta; Magnoliopsida; Ericales; Ericaceae.
AUGAGCGAUUCAAACCCUAUGUACGUAUUGGUUUACAUAUGUGGGCAUGUUGUCCAACAACCAAACGGCCCGUCCUACGUCGGUGGUAGGACAAUCCCCUUAUCAAUUGUGAGAGGGAUAACUCUUAAUGACUUGCAAGAGAUGAUUUGGAAUGCAGCGGGUAUGCCGGCAACAAUGAUGAAAAUAACCUACCCAUUCCCAAUUAUGAGCUAUCCUCAUGCAACAUACCAAUACGCCGCAGUUGAUGUCGUGGAUGAUAGUAGCAUCGGAAUGAUGUUUGAUAUAUCUGAUAAAAUCACCGGCUACACCCCCGUUUUGUUCGCAGAAACGAUGGGUGCCAUAGGUAGCCAAGCAAAUGAAAGUGUCGUUCACCAUCGUUCGAGUCAUCGAUCACAACGACAAUCGCAGCCAAAUAUUUCGCAACACCGACGAAAUGACAACACUUUCAUUGAAAACGAGGAGAAUUUGGAAGACGUUGCCGAGGAACCUAUCAUACAUGAGGAAGUACAUGAUGACAUUACAGACAUCGAAGCAUUUGGCAUGCAUAUCAGAGACAUUGAUGAGGCCUCACAGAGCUCGGAGGAAGAUGUUGAUGCAGGAUUAGAGGCCGACGAAGGUGAACAAGACCCAAUAAGGAUGUUCGAAAAGUCAUCCACCAUGAUGACACAAGACACAUGGACCAACCUCGUUGACCCUAGUCCACCAAUGCCAACGAGUAGUCACGCUAGGUGGGACGGGAGGUCUGAGCUUUUCGAGGGACAGAUGUUCUUUUCGAAGCUUGAGGUUAAAAAUACAGUGAAAAAAUAUAGCAUGGACAGAAAUUAUGUGGCAAAGACAGAACAGUCCACAACCCGUUUGUUGGUCUACAAAUGCGCAAACCAAAACCCAUGCUCGUGGCGACUUCGAGCAAUAAGGAAGCCGGAUCAGGAUGUCUGGAAAAUUACGAGAUAUGCAGGACCCCACAGCUGCUUGGCUUUCAAUGUCACCACAGAUCAUCAGAUGCUCGACGCUCGCUACAUUGCAAAUAUGAUUAUGUCAACCGUGGAAGCAUCUCCAAGUACGAAGGUCAAGGCUUUUCAAGCAAUGGUAAAAGAUAAGUGCGACGGUUACUACCCAUCGUAUGCAAAGACAUGGGCUGCAAAGCAAAUGGCUAUAGCAGCCAUUUACGGUGACUGGGAAGACUCAUUUGCUGAAUUCCCUCAAUACCUGGAAGCUAUUAAAGAAAGGAAUCCGGGUACUCAAACCCAUAUCAUAACAAAGGAGACAGGCAGGCCGGGACAUGUUAUAUUUGAUGCUGUGUUUUGGGCUUUCGGACCAGCCAUUGAAGGAUUCAAGCAUUGUCGCCCAGUAAUUAGUGUUGAUGACAGGCACUCAGGUCUUCUUUCAUAUCUCAAAGAUGCUCCACAAUGGAGACUCCCGGCGACAUACCACAGAUACUGCGCCCGCCACUUGGGGGUAAACUACACACGAAGGUACAAUAAAACUGUGGGCGACCAAGUAAAACUAGCAGCCUGUGAAAUACAAGUUCGAAAGUUUGAGAUUGAGCUACAAAAACUUCAAAGGUUUUCCAACGGUGCAGUAAAUAAGGAUCUUGAAGAGCUACCCCUACGUAAGUGGUCCUAUGCACACGAUGGGGGUAGGCGAUACGGAUCGCGUACUACAAACCUAUCUGAGAGCUUUAAUGGGGUCCUCAAGGAAGCCAGACACCUCCCCAUAGUGGCCACAAUUAGGACGACAUUCUAUAAAUGUGUUACGUAUUUCAACAACUAUGCCGUCAAAGCAAGGGAGGGGAUCGAAUCAGGUAAAACAUUUAGCAAAUUCGCAACGGAAAAGUACGAUGAAUGGAGGAUGAGAGCAAGAAGGCACGAAGUGCUUGAGUUUGACAGAGAGACGGGAAUCUACGAGGUGCGAACUCCAAUGAAUCCAACUAGCCCAUAUAAAGGAAAUCACAGGCACACAGUACACUUCAAUGAGCAGACAUGUACUUGCAACAAGAUGCAACAAUGGAGGAUGCCGUGCUCGCAUGUGAUUGCAGUGUGUAAUAGAAUGGCCAUGGACCCUACACGAUUCAUAAGCAAUGUUUGGAGGCUUGACUCAAACAUAGCCAUAUAUAGCUCUGAAACGUUCGUACCGCUGCAUGACAAAUCAUAUUGGCCUCCCUACAAUGGGCCAAUAAUUCAUCCUGAUGAAGAACGUCUUAGGGGUCGAGGACGUCCACAAGUAAAUCGAUUUCGAAAUGAGAUGGAUAUGAUGGACGACUGGCUUGAGGCACAACCAUCACACAAACAGUCUUGUACCUUGUGUGGUGGACAUGGGCAUAACAAGCGAAAAUGUUCAAAGAGGGGAGAAGCGUCAUCUUCGGUACCAAAUAUGUAA